GAGGGCGUGGUGGAGCGGCGCGGCGCGGCCGGGGAGCUGCUGCACCCGCACCUGCGCCUGGCGCUGACGUCGCGCUGGGGCCGCUACGCCUGGCGCAGCCCCGACGCCGCCUUCGACCUGCAGCGCCACGUAGAGUGGGUGAGCGCGCAGGCGGGCAAGCUGCUGGCCGCCGGGCACCCACCAUGGCAGGUGGCGCUCCUGGUGGCCGACGAGCGCACCUUCGUGCUGGCGCGCGCGCACCUGGCGCUUCUGGCGGCCGACGCGCUGUCGCUGGCGGCGCUGCUGCCGCUGGAGCCCGCGCCGUCCCCGUCGCCGCCGCCGCCGCCCACGCCGCCACCGCCGUCGCCGCCGCCGCUGCUCGGCGAGGACGACGAGCUGCCUCCGCAGCAGGUACAGGAAGAGCACCGCCAUACACGAGCGAGCGCGGCUCACAAGCCUGACUCGCCGCUUGUCACCGCCACUAAUUCACUGUUCCCGUAA
Gryllus bimaculatus (two-spotted cricket) is the source of this 480-nucleotide messenger RNA. NCBI's taxonomy places the organism in Eukaryota, Metazoa, Arthropoda, Insecta, Orthoptera, Gryllidae. The record is from the annotation of a GenBank genome assembly.